Messenger RNA from Helianthus annuus (common sunflower), 1827 nucleotides. RefSeq names its product UDP-glycosyltransferase 73C4. Bases 190 to 1677 code for a protein of 495 amino acids. The record is from RefSeq and is a predicted model, not a curated record. NCBI's taxonomy places the organism in Eukaryota, Viridiplantae, Streptophyta, Magnoliopsida, Asterales, Asteraceae. Gene Ontology annotation, molecular function: UDP-glycosyltransferase activity. The transcript has a single exon.
CCGGCCUUUUUUGUCUUUCUAAAUAUAACUAUUUGCCGUGCAUGCUGUCUGCUGAAGGAUUCCAAUCUACUAGUCACAGGUUCUAGUGCUGAUCUAUGCAAUCCUGUCCACAGUUAUGUGGUUUAUAUUCUAAACUUGCAUUAUAUAUCAUUCAUACAUACACAACCAUCAUACUAACCAGGCUUUCAUAUGGCUUUAGAGCAAAACCAGCUUCACUUUCUUGUCAUACCCAUGGCCGCUCCAGGCCACUAUAUUCCCACCAUUGACUUGGCCAAAUUACUAGCUCAACACGGUGUCCGAGUCACCAUGGUCACCACCCCCGUCAACGCCCUCAGAUUCGGGUCAAUCCUCGAUCAAGAAAUCCAAUCAGGUCUUCCCAUCUGUUUUCUCGAAUUCCCUUUCUCAUAUAAGGAGUUUGGCUUACCCGAAGGUUGCGAAAGCGUAGAUGAUCUUCCUAAUAUGGAAAUGACAAGGGCGCUUAUGCAAGCCUAUAGUUCACUACAAACAAAGGUUGAACAAUAUAUCGAAAAUCUUGUUCCAAGACCAAACUGCAUAUUAGCCGACACGUUUCUCCUAUGGCCAGGUGAGACUGCGAAAAAGUUUAAGAUUCCAAGAAUUAUUUUUGAUGGAAUGAAUUGCUUCACACAGAUGUGUAACCAUGUUUUACACGUCUCAAAGGUAUAUGAAAGUGUGGGAGAGUCGGAUUCGGAAUCAUUUGUUUUGCCUGGUCUGCCUGAUUGUAUCGAACUAAAAAGAACCCAACUUCCUUUUUCAUUCGAUCCGAGGCUUAAAGGUAUUAGUGAUUUUAAUGAAAAGCUUCGGGUAUCUGAAUCCAAAGCCUAUGGGGUGGUUGUCAACAGUUUUGAGGAGUUGGAGCAAAAAUAUGUUGAUGAAUAUCAGAAAGUGAAAGGAGAUAAUGUUUGGUGCAUAGGGCCAUUAUCAUUAUGCCACAAAUAUGAAUCAGAGAAGUUUCAGAGAGGUAACAAAUCAUCAGUUGGCAAAAAUGACUGUCUCAAGUGGCUAGAUUCUCAAGAAAAUGGUUCGGUGAUCUAUGCGUGUCUAGGAAGCGUAAGUCGGGUUGAGCCUACACAACUCAUAGAGCUUGCUCUAGCUCUAGAAUCAUCGAAAAGACCAUUCAUUUGGGUAGUUCGAGCUGGUCAUAAGACCGAGAACAUAGAAAAAUGGAUAGAGGAACAAGAGUUUGAAAAGAGAACCAAAGAUAGAGCUCUAUUGAUCCAUGGGUGGGCUCCACAACUGCUGGUGUUAUCCCACCCUGCGAUUGGAGGAUUUUUGACACAUUGUGGGUGGAAUUCGACUCUAGAAGGGGUUUGUGCUGGUGUCCCUAUGGUAACAUGGCCUCAGUUUCAAGAGCAAUUCUACAAUGAGAAGUUAGUGGUACAAGUGUUGAGAACUGGAGUUAGUGUGGGUGCUCAAAAAACUUCAGCGUUCUGGCUUGUUGAAGAUGAGUCUGGAGAGUUGGUAAGGAGUGACGCAUUUCAUAACGCUAUAGAGAUGGUAAUGGAAGAAGGGAAGGAAGGAGAAGAUAGAAGAAAGCGAGCGAAAGAACUCCGAAAGAUGGCAAAUAAAGCAAUAGAAGAGGGAGGAUCUUCCCAUCGAAAUAUGACUCGCCUAAUCGAAGCUAUCAAGAACCAAGAAAGAACUAUGAAACUAAGCUAAGAAGAUAAAUACUGAGUCCCCAAGAUUUGAGUUUGUUAUACUCAAAUCCCCUAGAUUUGAGUUUGUUAUACUCAAAUCCCCUAGAUUUGAGUUUGUUCUUUUUAUGAUCUAUUUUAUUAAUCCCAUCAAAAUUAAGCCAUUUCUUGUUUC